Osmerus eperlanus (European smelt) is the source of this 7658-nucleotide messenger RNA. Its product is annotated as trichohyalin. The record is from RefSeq and is a predicted model, not a curated record. Lineage: Eukaryota; Metazoa; Chordata; Actinopteri; Osmeriformes; Osmeridae. Gene Ontology annotation, biological process: spermatogenesis. Bases 162 to 6056 code for a protein of 1964 amino acids. The transcript is spliced from 42 exons.
CUUCCAAGGCGCGUAAAGCCUGGAGAAUUAAAACUUAACUAGAGAUACAUGUCACAUAUGCAUUGAAUGGAGAUACACAGGCAGUUUUUAAUCGACAUGACAUCGAACAAAUCUGUACGAGCAUCAUCUUAAAACCAGUGGCAUAUUCCAAACCGAAAGACAUGAUAAGCAGCCGGAGUGCAACAGAUUAUAGGUCUGGCUCUGGAGACCAGUGGUACCCCAGAGAGAAGCAGCGACCAGCUGAGAUGCAGAAACUCCUGGAGGAAUUCAGGACACUCUACCACGAGCGCCUUCAGCGCAUUGACCAAUCAGGGGACAGCAGUGAGGAAUCCCUACAGAGCAAGGUGGGCGUGCUGCAGGCGUUCGUGCGGGACCUGAGCGAGCAGAACGAGGUUCUGAUCCGGGCGCUGGACGAGCGAGGCCCGCCGGCCGACGGGAGAGAGACGAGCCCACACAAAGAGCCUGAGCGGCGCCCGUCCUUGGCUCUGUGCCCGAUGCCAACGGACCUCGCGGGAACCACGGCAACGUUCCUCCGGACCCGUGCAGAUGAGCUCCCAGACCCACCAUCGCCCCGGCCGGCCCACCACGCCCUCGUGAAGCAGCUCCGAGACGCCUCUCUCUCUCUGAAGGAGGCCCAGGCUAAAGUGGAGGAGCGCGAGGCGCUGGUCCAGGACCUGCAGGACACCAUCACAGAGCUUCACCAGGAGAUCACCAGGAAGGAGCAGGACCAGCUGAGCCAGAUCCUGCACAUCCAGCGCCUGCAGAGCAGCAUGGAGCAGCUGACAGAGCAGAGGAGUGCUGACCUGCAGGUGUCCAGUCCAGGCCCCAGUCCUACUGCAGAGAGAGGCAGGGAUCUGCUCAAGACUGAGCUGGCGAAUCGGGACGCCACCAUCCAGAAGCUCCGGCGAGAUGUUCUGCUCUCUCACCAGGCCCGCGACUCCCAGAGUGCUCAGCUGGACGUCAACGAGCGGAGGAUCUCUCAGCUGCAGACAGAGCUGCAGGAGAGCCAGCUCGAGCUCCAGCGAGGACACGGCCGGGCCAGCCAGCUUCAGAGGGACCUGCAGACACACGCCCGGCAGGCUGAGGAGCUCAGCUCUCAGCUCGCCCAGGACAGGGGCCGUCUGGUGCAGGCGGAGGGGGAGAAUGAGGCCCUGGUGGCGUCCAGGAGGGCGCAAGGAGCCGAGUUGGAGAGGCUGACGGCGGAGGUGUGCGCUCUGCAGCGUGCCGGGCAGGACCGAGCGGGCGCAGAGAGCGCCCUGGCAGAGCGGAGGCGCGAGGAGCUGGAGGGGCAGCUAGCUGCCACACAGGCCCAGCUCACAGAGAGCCAGGAGCGGGCACAGGAGGCCCGGAGGAGGGCAGAGGAGCAGAGCCAGUUGAUGCAGGCAGAGUUAUCCACCCUGACAGCCCAGCACAGCUGCCUCAUCCAGCAGACGCAGGACAGGAGCGCCGAGCUGCAGGGCUGCCUGGCCCAGCACCGCGGGAGAGAGGCGGCGUGGGAGAGAGAGAGGACCGCCCUGCUGGCCCAGCUGAGCCGCAUCAGAGAGGAGCUCCACAGCGCCGCCAUCAGGGGGGAGGCAGAGUGUUACAGAGAAGAGCGGAUUGUUGAGCUCCAGGGGGAGGUGUGCCGGCUGAAGGAACAGCUGGAGAUUGAGUCCCAGGAGAUGCGCAACAAGCUCAGUGGGAGAGAGGACGACGUGAAGAGGCUGAGAGAGGAACAGCAGCAUCUCAAGGACAAGGUGUGCCAGGCGGAGGUGCAGGCGGGGCGGGAGCGGGCGGAGGAGAGUGCCCGGCACGAGAGAGACCUCCGGGCGUCGAGGGAGCGCUGCCACGCCGUGUCUGAGGCCCUGAGGCUGCGCGAGGCCGAGCUGGAGGAGGUCCAGCGGGGCCGGGACACGGCCUUCAGGAGCCUGUGUGGGCAGGAGGAGAGGAGCACCAGUCUGGCAGCCCACAACCAAGAGCUGCUGCUCAGCCUGGAGGAGCUGGAGGCCAGGCUGUGCCAGCACCAGGACACGGCGGAGGUACUGAGGGCCAAGCUGCAGGCGGAGGAACAAGACGCGUCCACGCUCCGACGACAGCUCCUCUCCUCCCAGGAUGCACUGCGGCAGCUGUCGUCCGAGCUGGGCUCUCUCAGGAGAGAGAGGGCUGACCAGGACAUCCAGUGUGGGGAGACGGAGGAGAGGAUGUCUGAGGUCAGAGCAGACCUGCUCCAGCUCCAGCAGCAAUACACCACCUGCUACGCCCAGCUGGUCCAGGAGGAGAUGCAGGUGAGCAGGCUGCAGGGGGAGCUUCGUGUGGCGGGUGAGGAGAGAGACGGGCUGGCCUCCCAGUUGAAGGAGAACCAGGGUCUGGGUCAUGAGCUCAACCUGCUGCUAGAGAAACACAGAGCAGCACAACAGGAGGUGGCCAGCAGAGAUGAGGUGGUGCUGAGGCUGACGGUGGAGCUGAGGACAGCCCAGGAGCAGCUCCAGGCAGCGCAGGAGGAGCAGGAGAGGGCCAGGCAGGAGGAGGUCCAGACCGUGCAGGAGCAGGUGAGCAGUCUGCAGGCCAGCCUGAGCCACACAGAGGAGGCCCUGGAAGCCCAGCGCCUCCGAAGCAGCCAGCUACAGCAGGAGAAGGACGUGCUGAUCUCUGAGCGUGACAGCCAGCGGGGGGCGCUGUGUGAGCAGCAGGGGGAGGUGCAGCGCUGGCAGGCGGAGGCGCGGGCCCAGCAGGAGGGCCGCGAGGAGGAGGUGGGGGCUCUGAGGGCCCAGCUCCAGGAGGCCCGGGGCCGGCUGCAGCAGAGCAAGGCCUCCGCGCAGCACCUCCGCGCAGACCUGGAGCAGGCACGCAGACUCAGCCAGCAGGCCGAGGAGGAGGCCUCCGAGAGGGACCUGCGCUUGCGUUCCCAGGAGGCCGAGCUGGUCCGGAUGAAGGCCGUGCUCCAGGAGGCCGAGAGCGGCGCCUCGGACCUGGAGGCCAGGCUGCAGCCUCUGAGCCAGUCCCUGGAGCUGUACAGGACCAAGUACCAGGCCUGCAUGGGGAGACUAGCCCAGCAGGACAGCACUCUGCAGGCCCAGCAGGAGGAGCUGAGGGAGGCCGGGGCCCAGGUGGCGGAGCGCGAGGAGCAGGUGCUGCGUCUGCGGGCGCAGGCGGUGGCGCUGCAGGGCGUGCUGAGGGCCCACGAGGCUCAGCUGGAGAGCGGGGACGAGGCGCUGGGCACCCUGGGCCAGCGUCUGAGGGAGGCCCAGGCCCAGCUGGAGGACAGCGGGAGACACGGCCAGGAGUGCGAGCUGGUCAUCUGCUCCCUGAGGGAGAACACUGCCCACCUCAGGACGCAGGUGGAGGAGCAGCAGGAGAGUGUGGUGAAGAUCCAGGCCGACUUCUCUCUGUACCGAGCCAAUCACGUCCACUCGGACUCGGACUACAACUCCCAGCUCUCCCACGUCCAGGAACUACAGCAGGCCCUGUCUCAGGCCAGGGAGCAGGGCUCCCAGGGUGCCCGGCAGCUGAGUGUGUGCCAGGCGGAGGUUCGGCACCUCAGAGAGGAGGUGUCCACCAUCACCCAGCUCAAGGACAGCAGUCUGGCAGAGGUGCUGCGCGUGCAGGCGGAGGCCUGGCGGCAGGAGAGGGAGGCUGGCUGUGAGGCCCAGCGGAGGCAGCAGGAGGCGGAGCGGCUGGAGGAGAGGGCUGCCAGGCUGGAGCAGGACCUGCAGGCUGCCCACACCCUGGCUGGCCACAGGGAGAAGGAGGUCCAGAAGAGGGACGCCCUCCUGCGCAGGUCCCAGUCCGACCUGCUGGAGGCCCGGGAGGCGCUGCGGGGGCGGGCGGCGGAGCUGGAGCGGCAGGGGGCGGCGGGCCGCGGCCUGGAGGCCGAGCUGCUCCGGGCCCGGAGGGAGGGCCGGCAGAGGGAGGUGGAGGGGGCCGCCCUGCACACCCAGCUGCUGCAGCUGAGAGAGGAGCUGAGGGAGGCCCAGGGACGCUGCAGGGACACGGCCCAGGAGGUGGCUCGGCAGGAGGAGAGGGUGCUGCUGGUGGAGGGGGGGCAGCAGCGGGCGCAGGAGCAGCUGGCUGAGCGGGUGUCGGAGGUGGUGAGGGCGGAGCAGGCCCAGAGGAGGCUGGAGGCGGAGCUGCGCUCGCUCAGGGAGGCGCUGCGUGGCGCUCAGCAGGAGCUACACCACGCCAGAGCCCAGGUGGAAAGCUUGCAGAAGGAGGCGGCGGAGAGCAGGCAGGCCCAGCUCAGCGCCCAGCAGCAGACUCAACUCCACCAGCAGGGGGAGCUCCAGCUGGAGGCAGAGCUCACCAAGACCAGAGAGACUCUCAACUCUCUACAGCAGCAGCUGCAGGAGCAGGCAGGCGGCAGCCAGGCGCUGCGGGCAGAGCUGUCAGAGCAGCAGGCCAGGCAGGAGGAGCAGCAGAGCUGGCUGCACACAUCCAAGGAGAGAGAGACCGCACUGGAGACAGAGAGAGACCAGCUCCACACCCGCCUGGACACGGCUAACAGCCAGCUGAGGAAGCAGGAGAGCGCCAUAAGCAGCCUGCAGGGGCGUGUGGCUGAGCAGCAGAGCGCCGCCCAGAGGCUGCAGGAGGAGCAUGCAGCGUGCCAGGCCCACCUGCAGGAGUGCAGGGGGGAGCUGGCGAGCAGGGAGGCCCAGGGCCAGACACACAAGAGGGAGCUGAGCCAUCUGCAGAAGAGUGUGUCCAAACUGAAGCAGGCCCUGGACGAGGCCCAGGCCAGUGGCAGGCAGGGGGCGAGGGACACAGCUGCAGCAGAGCAGAGGGUGAAGGAGCUGAGGCUGGAGCUGGCCUCCACACAGGCCUCCCACAAAGAGAGCAUGGAGCUGCUGGCUGAGAGGACCAGAGAGGCGGCGGGCCAGCGUAGCGAGCUGGGCCGGUUGCAGCAGAGGAGCGCUCAGCUGGUGGAGGAGCUGGCCGGGCAGGAGGACAGGUGCAGGGUGCUGGCCACAGAGCUCAGCAGGCUCCGCAGCACCAGCUCACACUCACAGGACGAGGCGCGGGCCUGCCAGGGCAGGCUGGCGGAGCUGCGAGCCCAGCUGGGGAGGGCUGAGCGCUGGGGUCAGGAGCAGCGCUCCAGCCUGGAGGCCAGGGAGGAGGAGAUGGUGCUGGUCAAGGUGGAGAUGACCUCCCUCAGGGAGAACUACCAUGCCAAGGUGGCUCAGGUGGAGGCCUUACAAUCCCAGCUGGAGUCUCUGAAGCAGAAGUACAGCACAGCCACUAACGAGGUGGAUGUGCUGCGUCAGUCCCUGGGGGAGGCUCGUUCUGACAGCAGUCGUCUCCACACAGAAAGUGAGCUGGUGGUCUCCAACGUCAACCAGUGGGUGAAGGAGCAGAAACAGGCCAGCGACGCUCUGGGCCAGAAGACCAAGGAGCAGAGCAAGAAGAUCAUCCACCUCACCGCUGAGAGGGAUCACCUGCAGGAGAAUGUGGACAUCCUUCACAGGGAGUUGAGGAGGCUGAAGGCUGAGCUGGAUGACAGGAGGAUGGAAGUGGAGAGGUGCAGGGCUUCUCAGGUCAGCAGGGGUGAGCUGGUCAGUGCCCGGGCCAGGCUCCCCUCCCCCCAGGUCCACACAGGUGCUGAGGUCUUCUCUGGGCCGGACCAGAGCCAUAGAGUAGUGCCCCAGGUCAGACAGAGUCAGGACCAGAAGGAUCAGGGCCAGAACCAGACCCAGGACCAGGAUCAGACCCAGGAUCAGAACAGAGACAGUCUAGCAGCAGGAGACCUGUUCAGUAGCGUCCUGAUCUGCUCUGGCUGUGAGAGGAGCCUUGACUGGUCCAGAGGAGAGCCUGCACAGGAGGAAGGCCCUGGCUGCCCACCUCCAUCACCGCUAGUCUGUGCCUGCCUGGCAGGGAGAGGGCCCACGUUUGCAGCUGAAGUGGCCAGGAGAGUGGCCCUGCGGGCCCUGGAGAGGAGGGCCCUGCCCGAGGCCCACCACCCAGCCUGGGGCCCGACCCGGAGCAGGACACGCUCUCUCAGCUGGGGCGGACCAGCCUCAAGGACCUCAGGAAGACAGCCUGACAGUGACCGACCUGUUAGAGGGGGAACCGCUGUAGCUAGCUAGCUCUUACAGAGGAUUAUAAGAGGUGUUAAUGCUGGGCUAUAAAGGAGAUUGUACACUUCAAUCAUUUUAUUAGGCUUUGCUUUUCUACUUUUCACUAUUGUUAUUUUAUUGUUUAUUCAAUUUGGGGGGUUUAUGUGUUACUAUCAGGGUUAAAUUAUUUUACAUUUUCAAGUUAUUGUAUUUUGGAAGUAAUUAAAUAUUGAUUUAGUAGUAUUCACUAUGUUGAUAGAAAUAUUGAUUCAAACUCAUUCUUAAUAUUUCCUCAUAUUCAUCCACUCAGGGUUCCUCUUAAUUGCAGGUUCACAAACAUAUUGUUGUAGAGUAUUGUUAUAGAAAUCAAAUGUGCCUUACUACCUUAAAUGUCUCAAAUGUGAUAAAUGCUGAGAAAUGUUAAGAAAUUGUACUUUUUAAAUUCUAAUUCAGGACAUAUUGCUAUAGCAUCAUAUCCAGUCUCAUGCAGUCAAUUUGAUGUCUGUGGAUCCUGUUGUUAGUCCUCUGUAUUUUGAGGAGAAUAUCUCAAGUUUUACUCAGAGCCACCUAGUCCUGGAGCAGUUGGACCGUGCGUGCCUGUGCAUCUUAAUGAAUGUGCUGUACAGACAGACGGCGACUAACGAGUCGCUCUUUGUUCUAGCUCUCUUCCAUUCAUCAGGAGCUGUGGGGCUGUGUGAAUCCAGGCGUUGUUGCAGCUUUGAGGCCAACUCUGAGAGUUCCAUGGCCACUAGCCCUCCUCCAUCACAGGGGACGUCUGGGUUUGACAGUAGAAAUACUUUUUUCUAGAAGAAAAAUAAAAGCCCUAAGCAAUAGUGGAUGAGCUGUUAGUGCGCACACAGUCCAUAGAGAGGGAGACCCAUCACACCAGCGUUCUGCACAAAGGAACAUUGAAUGGAAUAAUAAGAGAAAGCGAAAACUGCUAUAGAACUGUACAAACCACCAUGUUGAAGUAUGUCCUUUGAUUUCCUAUUAAAAAAAAUACAAUCAUAAAGUAGUCUUUUCAUGACGUUCGAUUUCGACGGACAUUCGGUUUAAAACAACAGGGCUGCCUUAUAUUGAUCGAUUUCUCCAAAUGCUAGCAGCUGGCUUCUCCGUCAUCAGUGGUCCUGCUCGCAGCCUGUAGGGGGCGCUAGGGACGCAGGGUGACCUCUCAGAGAAGGUGUGUGUCGGAAGCGUCUCCAGUCGAUGGCAUCGAGCCGUAGCUGUUUGCUCACUGGCAGCCUGGGAGGAUUAAUCCUGCCCUUACAGGAAGGGGACACCAUCUCUUUCUGCCAUGGCCAGAUCAAUAGGUAACGUUCUCCCCAGCACAGCAGUCAAUACCCAACACUUAAGGUGUCUGAGGAAACCAGAGAACGCCAAUAAUUGUUAUUAAUGCCCUGGAUUUCCCCAAGCACUGAAUUUAAGGGUAAUUCAAGUUUAAGAGACAUUCAAACAACAUCACAUGGGCAUACAGCCGAUGUCCUCCGACAAUGUGGACAUACAGUUAAGAUAUAGCCUACUCUAGAUGUAUCAACGCAUGGAGUUGGAGCUAUGAAAAUGUUCCCUUCUACUGUACUGUCUACUGCUGACAAAAUGCUACUGGUGUGAGUUUACAGAAAGUUAGACACGGUA